Molecule: messenger RNA, 2202 nt
Organism: Rhizoctonia solani
Lineage: Eukaryota; Fungi; Basidiomycota; Agaricomycetes; Cantharellales; Ceratobasidiaceae
Product: carbohydrate esterase family 16 protein
Exons: 12
Coding region: 1-2202 (733 amino acids)
Source: RefSeq, a predicted model, not a curated record
AUGGCCUCGGAUGAUCUUCCUUCUCGGUCGACUUUGAAGCUUUGCGAUCUCAAUGUGCUCUAUCCAAGGUUAGAGGCAUGGAUUGGGAGAGCAUUUCCGUCUAUAAGGAUAUAUGUGCGCGCCCCUCAUGAUGCGGAGAUCAUAUAUAACUCAACUCUCAACAAUUCGAUACGGCUUCAUCUGACUGUCAACAUAUCGCAAGUCUAUCGAGCUGAUGAGUAUGGAGAUAAGAUAUCAUACCUAACAAACCCUAUCUUUCCCGAGGUUGGAUGGCAUAUUGUAUCCAAGCCUUACAGGGCAGCAAAGAAGUUCAUUACAUCUACUCCCCUGUCGGAUGCCCUUUUGGGCUCGGAUCCGACCUAUGAAACUGUGCCGUAUUUUGAAACAGGUAAACAACCUAACUUUGAAUUCGUACAAAACAUACUUCGGCGGGAACCUAUGCGGCCAAACCUGACCGACUCAAACCCAGACGUCACAGUAAUUGCCAGCGGCAUGGUGUAUGAACCAGAAUUCUUGAAAUACUCGGAGCAAAUAUCAUUUGCUAUCUUCAACCGGAGCCAAUCAGAACCAUAUGGCUUGUGCAAGAUCACGGAAGAAUACCGCACGACAAGUAGUUUUGAUUUUCUGGCAUCCAUCGGUGGUUUGCUCGCACUUUUGCAAGGAAUACACAUACUUGUGUUUGGGCGUCCGUUGUUUUGGGGAAUGUUUGGCGCCAAACUUAUAACGCCGUUCGGUCUCGCGGGUAAACUGGCUACCCGGGCGUUCAGAGAACGGCUACAACAGCAAUAUCAUCGUCGAGCGGAACCACAAGACUCGACAAAGACGACACAGGAAUCGGGCACUGAAGAAUCUGGGUCCAGAGUCGAAAUCGAUAUGACUCGGUUCCUUCUUGACUAUGUCAUCGAUAUGGGCCCGGCUUCACUGCCAAGUCCUCCUCAGGAGAAGCAAAACAGUGAGACCGACAGCAGCGAUUCUGAAGACGAGGUCAGCUACCAGCGUGUUCGGGGGCUAGGAAAAGAGGACGGGGUGGAGGCUACAAAGCUUGAAUGGGAGAGUGGAACGAUUGAACCGGCCAAAAGGGGGUGUUCUACCAAUAAUGAUGUGGAUAAGAUGGGCAACUUUAGGGUGCAUACAACGGAGCCCGAAAUGCCCCCCAAAAAGUCAAAAGACCGAUCAACAACCCCUCGUCGACGGUCGCCACGAAAAAAGGCGUCAAACGCACCUAAAUCGACUCAAACCGAGGUUAUUGAGCCGCAAAAAGAGCGAAAAAUGCCCACCCGCCCCCUUACAUCCUCAUCCGAGCCCGAUGUUAUCGAAACAGUUGAAACUGGUGACUCGGAAGGGGAGAUGGAAGUCGUAGACAUUAGUGGAGGCGAUGAAAUCCACGAAAUCCACGAAAUCCACGAAAUCCACGAAAUCAAUGAGAUUGAUGAGCUUGACGAACUUGAAUCGUCAGCUCUGUUUGGUAAAUCAAGUCCUAAGGCUGCUAUGCAGCAAUCUGACGGGGAAGUUCUUGACUUUACUGAAGAUGAGCUGCCAAAACCCACCAACGAUUCCGAAGUAGACGAGUUUUUUGACGAUGCAAUUUGUGCUACAAAGUCCAAACCAGCUGAAGGGAGCAACCGAGUUCCCAGGUCGUUGAAACUAAAAGUGAAGCCGCAGCAUGCGUCAUCAAAACCCACCACAACUACCGGAUCAGGCCGCACUCAUAAGAAGAAAGCUAGUAAAAUUGCCCCCAAUAUCACUCAUGAGGUCAAUGUCUCAGACCUUAUAGUCUCAUCAGUCAUCAAAUCCUGUGUGCAGCUGCCCAAUGGAACAAAAUCACUCAAAUUUGAUCAAAAUGCUUCAUUUUGGACACUCAAGUUUCAAGCUGCAGAGGUAUUUGAGGUUCCUGCAAAGCAUCUGAGGCUUGCGUAUACAACAAACAAAACCAAACGCAAACAGCGGCUCUUGGUUGACAAGGACAAUUUCACAAACAUGACCAAUGACAUUGUUGAAUUCUUUGAGCGCCAAAUCAAGACAAUCCACAGCCAACGGCUAAAGGAUGCAGCUGCUGCUCACAAUGCAGAAGAGAAGGGUUGUGCAUAUGUACCAAAGGCUCAACAAGAAAUCACAGAUAUUGGGCUAAUAUUUUACCAUCAACCCCCAGCAGACAAUCCAUCCAUGAGUAGCAAGGGUACUAGUACUGGGAACAUAGAGUAA